GUGGAGUUAUCCAGGGACUACUGCCAUUCCCCAAGGUCAGCCUGACACACCUGAUCACCUCUUCUCUCCAUGCUACCAAAUGUGAGACACUUAAAUUAAUAGAUCAGCUUCUAUCUGGUAAUAAAAUAUCACAUAUAUCCAUUUACAUGACAUGUGAACCUGACUGACGGAAUCCUAUCACAUGUGUCCCAGCAGUUUGUAGUACAGUUAGUCAGAGGAAAAUUGAAAGUGAAGAAAAAGGAACAUUUCCAGGCUGAGGAGGAAAUGGGUAAGAUGUUGAGCAAGAAAAAAGGCCUAAUAUUUCUUCCCCCGCCCCAGACAUAUGCACAUAAAUAAAGAGCGAUUUCCCCUGCUCACUGGCUGUCACUUGCCUGCUGCAUCUCUCUUGGGACCUCGAGCCAUCCCUCCAAGAUGUGGGCAAAGACAAUUACGGGAAAUUUUGCUAAUGUCAUUUAUGGUUUGAAUGCAAACCACUUGACAGACCAAGUCAUUCAGAGAAGUAAGCGAAUGAUUCUGGAUACUCUUGGAGUGGGGCUUCUGGGUACCAGCACUGAGGUCUGCCACAAAGUGACACAGUACAGCAAGAUCUACAGCUCAGAUAUAUCCAGUACCAUCUGGGGCCACUUGGAUUUCCGACUGCCUCCUCUGUAUGCAGCCUUUGUGAAUGGAGUGGCUGUACACUCAAUGGAUUUUGAUGACACGUGGCACCCAGCCACACACCCAUCUGGGGCUGUGCUCCCUGCCGUGAUUGCACUCGCCGAGGCCUUCCCUCCGAAGAAAAAAAUCUCAGGUCUUGAUCUGCUCUUAGCUUUCAACGUGGGAAUCGAAGUGCAAGGCAGGCUGCUGCACUUCUCCAAUGAAGCCAGGAAUAUUCCAAAAAGGUUCCACCCACCGACUGUGGUUGGUACAAUGGGGAGUGCAGCAGCUUGUGCCAAAUUGCUAGCUCUUGACCAGCUGAAAUGUAAAAACGCCUUGGCUAUUGCUGCCUCCUAUGCAGGUGCCCCACUGGCUAAUGCAGCAACCCAAACGAAGCCCCUCCAUGUUGGCAAUGCUGCCAAGCAUGGACUGGAAGCAGCUUGCUUGGCAUCACAGGGCCUUCAAGGAAACAAACAGAUCUUGGACAUGGAGUCAGGGAUAGGGGCCUUUUAUACAGAUUACAACCCACAGACUCUGCCAACCUUGCAGUCCUAUCCCUGGCUGUUGGGCCAGCAAGAUGUGGCCAUCAAACGCUUUCCUGCUCAUCUUGGAACGCACUGGGUGGCUGAUGCAGCAUCUUCUGUUAGGAGGAAGCUUGUGGAGAGCAGUGACAACUUGCUCCCCCUUGAUAAAAUAGAGAAAGUCACUCUCAAAGUCCCAGAAGUCAAAUAUGUGAACAGACCCAGCCCUACUUCAGAGCAUGAAGCUCGACACUCCUUCCAGUUUGUUGCAUGCUCUGCUUUGCUAGAUGGCACCAUGUCGGUCCAGUCCUUCACCAGUGAGAACAUUCACCGGCCAGCCUUGCAGGAGCUCCUCUGCAAAACACAGCUGGAGCACCCUUCUGAUAACACACCUAGCUUUGAGAGUCUUUACUGCGAAGUGAGUGUCACGCUUCGGGACAACACCAAGAUCAGUGACCGCUGCAAUACAUUCUACGGACACUGGAGGAAACCUCUGAAAAAGGAGGACUUGGAGAAAAAGUUUCAAUCCAAUGCCUCCACUGUCCUGCCUGCAGAAGCCACAGAAGGCAUUAUAGAGACUGUGUACAAUCUGGAGAAAGUAGAGGACUGUUCUGUAUUAAGUAGAUUUUUAUCAGGACAGUCAGCUAGAGAGCCUUCGCAGAAGCUGUGCUUCCUUUGAAUGUUCCGACAGCUGGAUGCUGUUCACAAAGCAGACACCAAACUCAGGACAAACUCUUACUUAGCGACUCAAGCACUUUUAAUUGGACUACUGUAACACAAGAGCCAUGUUCAGUCCAGUAUUGUGGGUUUUGACUAAGUAAAUACCUUAGCAAUUAUGUGCACAGCACAGGCUGAACAGAAGAUCCAUACUGGCACAGACGACUUGGAUUAUCUUUAUACCUCUAGAAACAGAGCACUGCUUCCACACAACACAAAAAUUUCCCUGCUCUUCUGCCAAAAAUAUCUGUAUGUCCUGCUUCCACUAAUUAACUCCACAAAGAAAAUCCAAAUUCUGGAGGAGUAUGGAAAUGCUGUCUCCAUCACUGUGAGAAGGCCAGCAAAUAUAAGUUUUUAUAUAUUUACCUCUGUAGAUUUAGCUCUGAAGCCUCCUUGAAGAUGACACCCGCUACGUCUGAGCUUUGAAGUUUGUGCUAAAAUAAAUGCGUGCUAAAAUAAAUGUGCCACACAGA
Molecule: messenger RNA, 2347 nt
Organism: Falco peregrinus (peregrine falcon)
Lineage: Eukaryota; Metazoa; Chordata; Aves; Falconiformes; Falconidae
Gene: ACOD1
Product: aconitate decarboxylase 1
Exons: 5
Coding region: 412-1836 (474 amino acids)
Molecular function (GO): lyase activity
Source: RefSeq, a predicted model, not a curated record